CUGAGAGCCUUUGCCUUCUCUUGACAAAUGACAGUACCAUAAACAUAAUCAAUUUCAGCGUCAAUAUGUCAAUCAAGCAUUUUUUGUGGAUUUAAUAUUUUUCUUGGAUUGUAUUUAGUAUAACACAAAACUAUAAUAUCGCAAAAACAAAAAUCGAAAACACCUCAAAAUGUUAUUAGUUAUCCACAAUUUACCGUCUAAUACGCGGUACAGUGAUGUAAAGAAUCUUAUACAAAAGCAAUGCGCGUUAAAUAACGUGAUAUUGGACAACUUGGUGAACGAAGGCACUUAUAAAAAGGUGACGGUCGGCGUGGCUGAGGAAGGUGAUGCCGUGGUCAUAGAGAGAAAACUAAACGGAAUGAUGCUGGGCGGGAAUAGUUUGUACGUUGAAGAUAUGCGGAAAAAAAAGGGGAAAUCAUAUGACGCUAAUAAAAGUAGUAGGUGGAACACACCCCCAAUAUCCAAUAAUCUGCCAUCUUUGUUGGGUCACAAUACCAUGAACUUCGGACAAAACACAUCAAGGUUUAGUCAAAAUAAUCCUGUCAUGGGACAGAUGAUGGAGUUAAAUACUUCAAUGAGGAGCCAAAAUAACUCAAUGGGGUCAAUUGCACCCCUAAUGAGUCAAAAUACGCCAUUCAUGGGACAAAUCACACCCCUGUUGGGAACACCCCCUGGACAAAUGGUGCAAAGUGGCCCCUUGAUGGUGCCACCUCCAUUGAUGGGCCAGGCCCCUUCAGCAUUCUCCGGGCCGUUUUACAUGUCUCCACAGAGUAAUGACUACGGGAAUUACAAUAGUGGUCGGCCAAUGGCGGAUCAGUAUUCCAGCGGAAAGGACACCGCGCCAUCCAAAAAUUACGGGUACCCUGACACAGGGACCCACAAAAACGUGCCAGACAAACCAAUACCUGUCUGGGCCACGUCCGAGGAGAAUAGUAACUACAGCAAUAGAGGGUACUUGGGAAACGAGCCGGAUCGGUACCAGAACCGGCAGGGCUCGCGGCGUACCAAGUGGGACAGCGGCCAGGAACAGUACGAGUCGGCGGCCACGCGCGACACGUCCAAACGUGUGCGUCCGUGGGCCGCCGACCACAGCCCCCCCUACACCCGGCCUGAGUACGAGCCGUUCGACAGAUCCUAUGAUCGCGGACAGGAGCGUUACUCGCGGCGGACGGGCGAUUCUGGUUCCAACGCGUACCAGAGGCGGCCGUUCGACACCUCCCAUUCUGGAUCCAAUUACAGGAGUAACUCACCUCCAGGAUUCAGGAGGGGAGCUCCGCGCAACGAGUAUAGGUCUCACGAGGGCCGCUCACCGCCUCCGAAGCGUCUCAGGGCGGAUUACAACGCGCCGAAUUUUAAACCAGUUCCGAAUUACUUGAAGGACAAAAAAGUCCCAAAAAAGGUCAAGUUGACAGUGAGUAAAAUUAUUGAACGCGAUGGCGUAUGGCGGAGUCAAGCUGCCGCCAAGAUAGUGAAGGAGAUGUUUACGACAAUCAAUACGAACUCGGCGGUGCCGCAGAACGUGGCGUUUCAUAAGAUGAAGACAGCGGUGCGCAACCGUCUGCUGAUAAUCCUUAACAACAGGCUCGAGGUGAAAAUACCCGACCAAGUAUUGUUGUACCGGCGUAAGUUUAAAACCGACGAGGAUCAGUGCCUUUACAAUCGCAUCAUCAGGCAUAUCCUGCAUGAAAAGAAGCGUAAACCGAUGGAGUCUGACGCACAAGAAGAGGCCGAUGCAGAUCCCGAUGCGCCAAAGAUGAGCCAACCGGCGAAAACCGUUGUGCAACUGACACCUGCGCCUUUGGAACAAGUCCUGGAGAAAUUACCCAAGUACCCGCAAGGUAAAACGCUGAAUCAAAUUCAAAAACAAAUUUUAAAAAAGGAAUUGAAAGAACAGACUUGCCCUCAAUUAGAUCCCGUCAUGAAGAAGGCAGUUGAUCUAGAAAUUGACGCCAUAAGAGAUAUUAUCUUAGCGGAGUGCACAGACCCAAAACACGAGGGCCAGACGAUGUUUUGCAAACGCAUGAACGAAUCAGAUAUUAUGGACGAAAUUAGAAGGAUGAUCACUCUUAACUUGGCCAAACGCCUUCUGAAUUUGGGUACAGUGCCUCUGGUCCGCAUAUUGGGAGUGCCCAAACCGCCCCGGAAGGCGCCGUUAGAUGACUUUCUGAAGACUCGAGGUGUUGUAAGCCUGAAGAAGUCAGAUCGAAAGCCGAUGUACAUAGCCACUUGCAAGUCGUAUGAGAGUUUCGAUAAUUUGUGUGCAUUGAAAGAUGUUGUGAUUGACAAUGUAAAGGUACUGUUCAAGCCCAUGUACCUGACAGCGCCACCAGGGAAAGUUAACCACAACAAGAUACGACAGCAAGCUUAUAAACAAACAGUAGAAAUAACUGCCGAAAAACCUACUGAAGUAAAUGUGAAAACUGAGAAAAAUCCAGAAGAAAUCAAAGGUGACGUAAAUAGUCAAUUACAAGAUAUCAAAAAAGAAAUUGAAAAAUCGGUAACAGAAAUUAAGAAGGAAGUUGUAACUCCAGUUAAAAGUAAACCUGCUAUUCAAAGUAAAGCAGCAGAAGUAAAGCAAGAAGUGUUAAUACCAGUUAAAAAUAAAGAUGAAGAAGAAGGUGGUGAUGAAAAACAUGAUGAUAAUGUAACGCAAGAUGAUGACGAUUAUUAUAAUGAAGAUUAUGGCGAAGAAUAUCCUGUAGAGGAUUCAGAAGUUAAUGAAGAUGAUUUAGAAGAUUAUUAGAUUACUGUCAACGUCGUAGAAAAUAUAAUUAAUUUACUCAUUGUAUAUCAAUAAUAUAAGUUUUAUCAAAUAGUUUAUUUGUUAGUAUUUAGUAAAGCUACGUCAUUUGGAGCUUCUUCCAAAUCAUUAAUCCGUUAAAAAAAUUGCGUGCACGAUACAAUUUUACUGUACUUAGUUUUAGUAUAUUUGGUCUAAGUUUAAAAAAGAAAUGAUUUAUUAGGAAAAUGUUAUAUAAAAGUUUUUACUAAAUCAUAUUGGGCAAUAGAAUAAAAUGAUAAAUCCGA
Molecule: messenger RNA, 3027 nt
Organism: Manduca sexta (tobacco hornworm)
Lineage: Eukaryota; Metazoa; Arthropoda; Insecta; Lepidoptera; Sphingidae
Exons: 10
Coding region: 170-2743 (857 amino acids)
Molecular function (GO): nucleic acid binding
Source: RefSeq, a predicted model, not a curated record